Gracilinanus agilis (Agile Gracile Mouse Opossum) is the source of this 3860-nucleotide messenger RNA. RefSeq names its product coiled-coil and C2 domain containing 1A (gene CC2D1A). The coding region runs from base 12 to 2879 and encodes 955 amino acids. The transcript has 29 exons. Lineage: Eukaryota; Metazoa; Chordata; Mammalia; Didelphimorphia; Didelphidae. Gene Ontology annotation, molecular function: RNA polymerase II cis-regulatory region sequence-specific DNA binding; DNA-binding transcription repressor activity, RNA polymerase II-specific. Gene Ontology annotation, cellular component: nucleus. Gene Ontology annotation, biological process: regulation of transcription by RNA polymerase II. The record is from RefSeq and is a predicted model, not a curated record.
CCGACGGAAACAUGCACAAGAAGAAGGCGCCCCCGGGACCUCCGGGACGCGGCGCGGCUGCAGCCAGACAGCUGGGCCUUCUGGUGGACUUCUCCCCUGAUGGAAUGAUGAUUCCUGAAGAUAGUGACAAUGAUGCUGACCUUGAGGCAGAGUUCAUGGCUUUGGUAGGGGCCCAGCCACCUCAGGAGCUCAAAAGCAAAGCUCCUUUGCCUAUGGAGACCAUUGAAAAAAUGGCUUCCCUGUGUAUGAAGGACCUGGAUGAAGGAGAGGGGGAAGAAGAAGAUGAUGAUGUGGAAGAUGAUGAUGAACUGCUGGCAGAGCUCAAUGAAGUACUUGGGGAAAGGGAGGAAACUCAAGAUACCCAGAGUCUCCCCAUGGCCAAGUCACCCAAUCUUCUACAACCUAAGAUCAGCCCUAGCAGUGCUGAUAUGGAAGCCACCCUGGCUGAAAGACUAACCAUGUACCAGACUGCCAUCAUCAAUGCCAAGCAUGCUGGGGACAGUUCCAAGGUCCGUCGAUAUGAGCGAGGUGUCAAGACAUUAGAGAACCUGCUGGUUUCAGUUAAGAAGGGGCGGAACAUCAAUGAGGAGGACAUCCCACCUCCUGUAGCUGUGGGGAAGAGCCCAGUACCUACACCAGAGGUUUUACCUAUGCAGAGCAUUAUACCCACCCAGCCCUCUCAACAUCAGUUGCCAGUUGCUCCUCCCAAAACACUGCCUGUGCCUCCAAACCAUGGCUCUGGGGUGACUGAGAAGCCAGCCCCUGUAGCCUCAUCUGUGAGCUCUGGUCCUGGCAGCUCUGGGUCCCUGCUCCUAUUACAGGAGCGGCAGCGAGAGUACAAAAGGGCUGCAUUGCGCUCCAAACAGGAGGGAGACUCAGAAGCAGCUGCUAAGUAUUACCGUGUAGCCAAGAGCUUUGAUGCUGUUCUGGAUGCAAUGGCUAGGGGUGAGGCUGUGGACCUGUCCCGUUUACCUCCACCACCUGACCAGAUGCCCAAGAACUUGCCUUCCCCAGGGCUUCAGCCUCCAGCUUCCACUCCUGGUACUGGCACUAUCUCCCCUUCCAUGCCAGAAAUGCCCCCACCUCCACGGACCCUGCUGGAGGCUUUGGAACAGAGAAUGGAGCGUUAUCGGGUGGCUGCAGGGCAGGCCAAGGACAAAGGUGAUGAUCGGAAGGCCCGGAUGCAUGAUCGAAUAGUCAAGCAAUAUCAGGAUGCCAUCCGGGCCCACAAGUUGGGCAGAUCUGUGGAUGUGGCUGAACUUCCUGUUCCCCCAGGUUUUCCCCCAAUCCAGGGCCUGGAGGCAGCCACAACCACACAGCAAAGCCUUGUAGGGGUUCUUGAGACUGCCAUGAGGCUGGCCAACCAGGAUGAGGAGGAAGAAGAGACAAAGAAGCCCAGCACCCACUCCCUUCCUUCUCCACAACCCAAACCCCAGGCCCCCCGGACCCCUGGGCCAGGAACUGGCCCACCUGGGAAAGUGGCUAUAAAAGGCUCCACCAAAGCCCAGCAACAACUGGCUUUCUUGGAAGGAAGGAAGAAACAGCUGUUGCAAGCAGCCCUUCGAGCCAAACAAAAGAAUGAUCUGGAAGGUGCAAAACUCUUUUUGCGCCAAGCUAAGGGACUGGAGCCCAUGCUAGAGGCUUCACUGAAUGGGCUACCUGUGGAUAUUACCAAGGUGCCACCAGCACCUGUCAACAAAGAAGAUUUCACACUGGCCCAUCGACCUGGCGCAGCCAUCUCUCUGGAGGAGGCUGGACAUUAUGCUGAGCUCACGAAGUUGAUGAGGCAGCAGCAUGAGAUGUGCCUGAAGUACUCCAACCAAUUCACCCACCUGGGAAAUGUUGUGGAAACUAGCAAGUUUGAGAAAAUGGCUGAAGACUGUAAGAAAAGCAUGGAGAUUCUGAAGCAAGCUCACAGCCGGGGUUUCCCUCUUCCCAAGUUCCACUAUGAACAGAGGACCUUCAGUGUGGUCAAGAUCUUCCCAGAACUCAACAGUAGUGACAUGGUUCUGUUCAUAGUGAAGGGCAUCAACCUUCCCACACCACCAGGGGUAUCCCCCAGUGACCUGGAUGCCUUCGUGCGAUUUGACUUCCCCUAUCCUAAUGCAGAAGAAGCUCAGAAGGACAAGACCAAUGUGAUAAAGAAUACAGACUCCCCUGAAUUCAAGGAGCAGUUCAAGCUUUUCAUCCAGCGGGGACACCGAGGCUUCAAGCGUGCCAUCCAAACCAAAGGGAUCAAAUUCGAAGUAGUCCACAAGGGGGGACUGUUCAAGCCAGACCGUGUCCUGGGCACUGCCCAGCUCAAGCUAGAGGCCUUGGAGUCAGCCUGUGAGAUCCGAGAAAUCCUUGAGAUCCUGGAUGGCCGUCGCCCCACAGGAGGGCGGCUUGAGGUGAUGGUCCGUCUGAGGGAGCCACUGACCUCCCAGCAGUUAGACACUGUCACCGAGAGAUGGCUGGUCAUCGACCCCCUGCCCCCAGUGGCUGCACCCAAAACAAAGGCCCCACCCAUCCAUGCUCCUGGACGGGACCAAGGAAGCAACAGACCAGGUUUCAGCCUAAAGAGCCUCAGUGUCAUGGCCUUUGACCGGGAACGGCUAGAGAGGAAGAUUAUGGCGUACAAGCAGGCACGGCAGGCAGUGCCUGGGAAGCUGGCCCAGCAAUACCAGGAACUUGUGCAGCACAGCCAGUGGCAGAGAGCACAGCUAGAACAGGGAGGCCCGGCCAUCCGGAGAGAGUACCACGCUCAGCUGGAACGAUACCUGCAGUACUAUACAGAGGCCGCCCGAAACCUGGGCAGUGACGGCAACAGGGAUGCAGCUAAGGAAGCUCUGUACAAACGGAACCUAGUGGAGAGAGAGCUGCAGCAGCUUCGGAGGUGAUGGUACGAUCAGGACUAGACCCGGGUCACUGGGCUUCCCCUAGUCCAGGGAGCAAAGGCAGCUGGACUCUGGGAGCAGGUGUAUGGGCCCAGAGUGCUAGGAAGGUGAUGGGAGAAAAGGGUGAACAGGAGAGCCCUAGGCUCCCUCUGUGCUCUCCAGCCUACCCUGAGGACCCUGCUGAAGACCAAAUCAUCCGACAAUCACUUGACAAUCAUUAGGAGGGAGGGGCCUGGCCAUACUCUGGGAGAGAGGAGGAGACUGGCACCUGGUUCAGGAUGGAGCUUUGUCUCUCUCUCUCUCUCUCUCCCUCCCCUUAUCCUGGUGGAAUUGGAAUUGUGGAAACAGGAAAGUUUAAGUUCCAUGAAGGCACGUGCAUCCACAAUGCCAGGCAGCACCCCCCCCCCCCGAAAGACAGGCUCCUGAGCCCACACAGGCAGUGGCUUGUGCUUUGGGCAUCAUUUCCCCUUUCCCAGGCUUCCACUGUCCCCUCCACAGAAUGCAGUUUGCACAGUUGGGCAGGCUUCUGUCCCCUGGCCUACCCAAGGAGGUGGGAAGGCAUCAAGGAAAGGGUGAGGCCCUGGGGACUGUGUUCUGGCUGGAUCCCACCCCUUCCCUACCAUUUUCCCAAGCACUUUAUUUUCUCAUCCGCUAGUCUGGGGCUUCUAGGAAACCUAGAGAUCCCAGCCUCAGAAGCCUUAACUGGCCAGCACCCACCCCAAAGAACGCCCCUGCCUGGGCCUGAGGCCUGUGGGCUAGGCUCUCCCCAGACCAAUCUCCCUAAUCCUCAGCCUGCCUUGCCAGCUGCAGGAGAUGAAGACACAUGGGCCUCCCAGUUAGGUAGACUUCCAUUGCCUCUGGGGGAGGACCAUGACCUCUCACCACCCCAGCUUGUCUGUUGCUGUGAUGCCCCUGGCAGGAAGAAGAGGGGGUUUGGGUUGCAGGGGAGCAGGCACACACAAUAAACAGCAAGGGUUGCACACA